UACCUCGGCGAUAGUCUCAUCGGGAGCGUCAGUAGAGUCGAAAGUGUUUCGUUCGGUCUUCCAUGUUGAUUUUUCGGAUUGCGGGUGUCGACCUUGUUUCCCAGUUUUGUGCAAGUUGGAGAUUGAAUUUUCCGGAUUAUUGGCGUGAUUUUCGAGAGUUUUGGUAAACGAGUGGUGACUUUACGGAUUUUGCAAUCAUCGGAACUUUGUGGAAAGUGAGAACAAAGGCGAAGUGUUGCUAAUUUUGUUGCGUAAAAAACAAUCUUCGGUGGUGCGAGUAAAGUGGAGAAAGUGACGUCACGUUUGAAAAAUCAUCAAAAACCUCUUAAAAAGUGCUCCGAGUUAGAAAAACUAGUUCCAUUAAGUGAACAAGUAUUGGAUCUGUCCAAUUACGUUUGAAAAUUCAUCGAAAUCGAAGUUUUUUCAUCGAAAAACCGUGAUUUUCUUCCCCAGAAGAACAUAACCUCAAACAUAAAUAUAAAUACACGACUACUAGAUUGGUGGUGUUCGUCGUCGUCGUCGUCGUCGUCAGCAAGAAGAAUCGAGACCCAGCUUUGUUCGGUGUGCUUCAAAAUAUUUUUAUUUUUCCAUCUUCGGCUCUUCAGUGCGAGCAAAAUAAGAAAAUAAAAUUACACCGUGUGUGAGUUUCGAGUAGGUGCACACGUCUACCGACCCAGGGGGAAGAAACGAGAAGCAAUCACAAACAGUAACAAGAUUCCAAUUUGACUUUGGACGACGCGAGGACAAGUAUUUCUCUAGGGGGUGUUGUUUCCGAAAGGAACCGGAAGUGUUUGAAUACUAAGUGCGUAAUUAGUUACACAAUGAGUGCCAGAGUGUGUAAUCCGGUGUCGCUGACGGAGAUAGCAAAGCUGCGGUCUCCGGUCGUGAUCCGGCGGCAAAUGUCGGCCGGUAGCUCCCUGGCCAGGGUGAAGAGGGACCUGUUCGGACCGGUGGAUAAGCAAGAAUCGAAGAAUUUUAUCGAUCGGCAGCUGGCUGCCCAAAGCGCUGCUCUCAGCCAAAAGUGGGGCUUCGAUUUCGCCGCCGGCAAACCGCUACUGAACCACGAUCAGUACAAGUGGGAACGGGUUCCACCGACGUCGGCUCCGGCCUGUUUCGUCGAAAUGGUGACCCUCACCCGAACGGCUCACCUGGUGCCCCAAAGCUCCACCAGCGCCGAGGACCUGCUGGAUCAGCGUGCCGAGCGAGAGAACGGAAGCCUCUACCGCCACCACCAAUCGUCGCCGAUCAUUGGAUCUUCUCCUGCAUCCGUUUCCGGAUCGGAUUCCGAUUCGGACUGUAGCUUCGGAUCGGUGGUCAGGACAUACCCGUUGGCGCUGCAAAGUGAGGCGAUCGCUUCCGUUACCACCGCAUCUACCACCACCGGCAAAUCGCCUUCCUCCUCCGGAGCGACGAUUAACCGAGCGAAGCUGCAACCACGAAUCACAGACUUCCUGAAGGAACGCAAGCGCCUCUCCACCGGAUCUCCGAAGCCCACCGCCGCCAAGAAGGCCCGUCAGAUGCUGAUGCCCUCCUCCUCUGCUUCAUCCUCCAAUAUGUCGUUGUCGUCGCCAUCGAAUGCAGCAGCCCAACCACAACAACAACAGGACCACUAGGUGUGCGCGAGCUCAACCACUCGCUCAAAGACUGCAACCCUAUAGAUACCUGAGGUGGGUGCCGCCUGCGCUGCGUCUCGCAGUAGGCUGCUGCGUCGCAAGUUUCGGCAUUGCGCGAUCUCAUUCGAUCAUAUACAACAAACAGUAAAUUCUAAAUAUUCUUUUCGUCAUCGGUAGAUUAGUGGAUGACUAAGGCGUAUCUAUAGUAGGUUAUGUCUAUUCGGACAUACUUUUGUUUCCUAGACGAUGUAAGAAUCUGUAGAAAAUAACGAAAAAACAACAAAAAGAUUACUUUUAACGCGGGAAGCGGGAAGACCACGAAUCCCCGAACAGGGUAAGGAUGGUCUCCUCUCGAAGUAAAUGCCAUACUUCUCUUUUUUAAUUGCUUAGGUUUAGAUAACUGACUAGCCUGUAAGUAUUCUGUGCUACGAUUCGUAGCAGUAAAUCCUGAAAGUCUCGGGUUGAUAGUUCACAGAAUGGUACCAUAAUUGAACUAGCAGGACUUGGUAAAGCGACUUUCUCUGGUGAACCAACCCAUGGACGGAUCAAUAUUUUCAAAAUUUUACUAUUUGUAAAUAUAUUUAAUAAGUUGACAGUGAACUACAUAAACAUAUUCUUUCAAUUAUGUACCAUUAUUUUCUCUAAUAGUUAAAUGCAUCCAACCGUUGUGAUACUUGUUUGUUUUACGUUUUCCGUUCCAGGAAAACAUAAAAUUUACAAUUGACACAACAACUGUCUAUAGUUUCAAAUACGUUUUCUUUAGGUGUUUUUUCAAUUGGGUAAAAAAACGAAUUGGUCUAUAUUUCUGGAAAAAACUUAUUGUUUUUCAGAGAUAUAGAUAAGCUCGUUUAUAUUUGGCAAAUAUUCACAGAUUCAAAUUGCAUUCAGAACCCCUUUGAUCUUUUUUGUCGAAUAAUUAUAAAAAUAAGCUUCCUCACAACUUUUGUAUAUAUGUAAUACUAUCAUUAGAAACUUUCCUGAAUAUGUGAUACAUACCUAAGAACAACCACCCUCAAUUCGCCCCCUUAAUGCUAGAACUAGGUAACUCGUUUUGGAAAGUACGGGUAAAAAUGGCUGGUAAAACUUAUCCUGCUAUAAAACAAACACUUUGUUGGUCUUAAAUGAAGCAUCAUUAUGUGUUUUUGUAGUUUCAAUCGACACACUUUUGUUUAUUGAGGUGAACGUUCAGAUGUAAACAAAUUGCUCGCGAUUUCGCAAAACCAGUUACCUAGUUCUAGCAUUAAGGGGACGAAUUGUUCUUCAAAAACCCAAAGUCAUCUCAGCUUUGAUCAACGAAUGUCUAUCACAUUUUCAAAUAAGUUUUAACACUUUUAACGAAAGCAAUUUCCAAAAACUCCCAAGAAUGCUUACCCGAAGAUUAUUCGUAAAGCUCUUGUCCACCUCUCGAACCGAUCUCAAAAGGAUGCUCGUUGCAAUACACACUACAUCAUCAAACAAAUGGCAAUAUACGUUUUUUGAGUGCAAUACAAUCGUUUGAUGGACACUAAAGAGCUUUUCCUACGAUAUCGUCCGACUAGCAUUCGCCGGACUUUUUGAACUUUCCCCCACACCACACAUAAUAACGGGAGCAAGUGAAACAACUCUCCCUCUGGCUGCCGGGAGAAGCAAUCUGCCGCGCAAAACGAUUCCCUUAUUUUUAUCUUGUAAGUGUGCCAAAUGUGAGCUCCCGACAGGAGUAGACGCCGCCGCGCUCAUUAGGUUUUAUCUCUUUUUCCCACCCUGUUCUGAAUAGUAAGAUUAGCUUUUAAGCCCCUCCCAAACAUGCCCUUCAAAGCGAAUGUAGAGCUGUGUGAGUUCGAUGCCCGGCCUAUCGUCGGUCGGUUUGUCGUGAUUCAAUCGAUUCGAGUAAUAUGUAAUUGACUAUUUUAAGUUUCCGCUGUCAUCGGUACAUACUAGUUAACCGUACUUUCUAACAAUUAUUGCAAACAAAUUGGUUUUCGUUCCAAACAAAGUAAUAUUAUUUAUUUUUCCUUUCUUUACGCGUAAGAAAUCGUCAAUUUAUUUUCUCCUGAUUGAAUAAAUAGUUAAGUGUAAACUUUUUUUAAGAUGAAAAAGUGAUUAGAAUGAACAAUUGAAAUCUGUACACAAUUCGAAAAUACAAUAUUGGAAAAUAAAGCAUCUUAUGAAACAUACAA
This is a messenger RNA of Aedes albopictus (Asian tiger mosquito), 3769 nucleotides long. RefSeq lists its product as uncharacterized. The transcript has 3 exons. Gene Ontology annotation, cellular component: nucleus. Gene Ontology annotation, molecular function: cyclin-dependent protein serine/threonine kinase inhibitor activity. NCBI's taxonomy places the organism in Eukaryota, Metazoa, Arthropoda, Insecta, Diptera, Culicidae. The record is from RefSeq and is a predicted model, not a curated record. Gene Ontology annotation, biological process: regulation of cell cycle. Bases 822 to 1613 code for a protein of 263 amino acids.